Dermatophagoides farinae (American house dust mite) is the source of this 1191-nucleotide messenger RNA. RefSeq lists its product as uncharacterized. Lineage: Eukaryota; Metazoa; Arthropoda; Arachnida; Sarcoptiformes; Pyroglyphidae. The record is from RefSeq and is a predicted model, not a curated record.
AUGAAACGUAUACACGAAGAUCGAAAUCUAUUAAUACAGCAAUCAAGACAUGAUUAUGAUUUUGUACAGAUCGAAACAUCAAUCCGAGAUAUGAUCGAUAUGAAAUUGAAGAAUGAAAUUCAAGAAAAUGAUAGUCAUCCGAAUUCUGAUCAAACAAAAGAAGAAGAAAAAGCACAAUCUUUGGAGAACAAAAUUGAAAUCAUUGAAAUUGGAACUAAAAUGAAAAAAUCUCCGGAACCUGAAAAGAAAAAAGAUGAUACAAAUUCGACAAAAGAAUUACUAAACGGGACGAAUAAUUUAAAAUCAAUUCUAAAGGAUCCGACAAAAAUGGGGCAUAAUAAACGUAAUAUCACAUUCAAUAACGAAGUAAUUGAGUUUGAAAUUAGCCCGUUAGCUAGUGAUAAUGAUGACGAUGAUGAUGAUGAUGAUUGGACACCAACUGAUGAUCAUCUACCGAUGGAGAGUGUUGAAUCAGAAAUCGAAAUAAUCAAUACAAAUGAAGACAAUCGAGUACAAUCAAUGAACAAUUCCAAACGAAUGUUUAUCAUUGGUGAUGAUUUGAACCUUACUUUUCGUGGUGAUCAAAAAAGUUCAACUACUUUCGAAGAAAUAUCAUCGAUAUCUUCAUCGACCACUUCUUCGACGACCAGUUCUGAAGAUGAAAAUGAACAAGUUAUUAGGAAAACGCCUAUAAAUGAACCGAUAAAUAGCUAUAAUCAACAAAACAUUCAACAAGUGAUAAAAGUAGAUGUUCAUGGUAAAUCAUUGUUAGUCAAUAGUAAUGAAAACUCUCCCAUUCCGGUUCCUGCAAAACGAAAGAAUGUUCCUCAACCAUUUACUACUACCACAUUCAAUCAUGCACUUAAUUCGUUACUUGAUAACGAUAAUGAAAAAAUAGAUAAAUCCAAUAAUGAACAAACACGUCGUGUGUCUGAAUUAGCUGAAUUGAUUGAGAAAAAACUUCAAAGUCCAGCACGAUCUAGUCUUUCUCAAAACUCUACUAAAAAACUGCCACCCCUAGGUUCGUUAUCAAAUCUUAAGAAAUCAUCCACAUCAUCGUCGGAUAAUCAAUCAAUAAUAGCACCAACAGGGAAUGUAACUUCAACCAAAAGUGAUUCAAGCUUUCUAAAUAAUACGAAUUUGAAUUCUCGAAACAAUAUACUUGAUGCAUAUGAUUUAUAUGAAUUCUGA